Molecule: messenger RNA, 1344 nt
Organism: Sus scrofa (pig)
Lineage: Eukaryota; Metazoa; Chordata; Mammalia; Artiodactyla; Suidae
Source: RefSeq, a predicted model, not a curated record
AUGCAGGUGGCAUCCGAGCCCCGUGAGCAGACCAGAUGUGCCUUGGCCUUCGAGGCCUGCUUCGCCGCCGCUGAGGAGCCGAAACCCCAGGACACCCUGGACUUGAGCCAACUGCCACCAGAGCUGCUCAUGAUGCUGCUGAGCCACGUGCCCCCACGCGUGCUGCUCGGGCGCUGCCGCCAGGUGUGCCGGUGCUGGGACGCCCUGGUGGACUGCCCCACCCUGUGGCUGAUCAUCCUGGCCCGGGACCACCGUGCCCUGUGGCCCGUCCUCCAAACCUGCCUGCCGCCCGCCUCGGACGCCAGGCCCUCCAUUCUGAGCCGCUUCUGCGAGCGCAGACCCAUAGGGCAGAACCUCAUCCAGAACCUUAAGGGCAAAGAAGCCUUCUUGGAUUGGUUUGUGUUGAGGGAAGAAGCAGCGCUGGUGCUGGAGGAAAACUGGAGGGUAACCCUCAACCGUAGUGUCCAUUGGCAAGACUGCUUCCUGUCUGCCUACAGGUGGCAUCACAAGAAGAAAGUGGUGGACCUGGAGGAGGAAGGUCUGUGGCCAGAGCUCCUGGAUAGCGGCAAGUUGGAGAUUUGUGUCUCUGACUGGUGGACAGACAAGCAAUGCACUGACUGUUUAUAUUGCCUGACUGUCCAGCUUCUAGAUGCCAACCAGGGUGUCCUGCAUCAGUUCGCUCCUUUGCCUUUUCCCAGAGAGCAACGCAAAUACCGUGUCUUCUUUAAGGUGAGUCUCUGGCAGGGGUGUGGGGAGUGGACAGUGGGAUCGGGGGUGAUAUAUGGCUGCAUAACAAAUUGUCCCCAACUUUCAUGGCUUGGUGUCAACAGCAGUGAUUUUAUCACCUCUCUGGUUCCAUUCAGGCCCUGGCUGGAGCUGAAGCGCAGGCCCGAUGGGACUCACCCCUUUCUCUGCCUACAGGUCAGUCAUGUGUUCUCCAACCUCAAGAAGGGCGUCCGCUUCGUGUCUCUUGAACACUGGAUCCGGGACAUGAGGUUCUUGUCUGAGCAAUACGGAGUCUAUCUGUGCAACUCCAGUGUGAUCGUGCGGGUCCGUCCAUCCUAGUCAAGGUGUGUCCUUGCAAAACAGCCUUGCUGUGCCUCUGGGAGCCGGUCCAUCGCAUUGAUCGAGGACUGGUAUUUCCCUGGCAUCUUGGGAUCUCCUGGGUCCAGUGGAAGGGACCACGAGGCCCUGUCUUCAGAUUCUGGAAGCUUCUAGAAGAAAGUUUCUCCAUCAGAUUGACCUGCUUCUGCCGCUCUAAGGCAGCCAUCGUUCUGCUGAGCGGAGAGCCGUGGGCGAGCACAGGGAAAUGCCCUCGUCUCUUCUGGUUUCUGCUUCGGAGGC